AUGCUGGGAACACUGUGGAGGGAUCAGACUAACCCAGACUGCUUUAUCUCCCCAAACUGCACAGACUUUGAAGAUAUUUUAACUACAAUUUACUUCUUGCUGGAGAAGAAUCCACAUGCUCAGUUCUGGACUACUUAUCAAGUCCGAAGUGCUGACUGGUCUAUCGAGGCUCUGCUCUGUAAAUGGAACCUGAGGAGCAUCCACGUUCCCCUACACUCCUUUGGUGCAGACAAGGAGCACUUGGCCAGCUCGUCUCUCCCAGGAAGGCACACAAUUGAAAUGAUGAUCAUCUCACUGGCACAGUCAGAGGGCACUUCAGUUUAUUCCACUUUAGGUUCCAGUACAAGGUGACACUCAGCUGUUCUGAUCUGCAGAAAACAGUCCUGUUUACAGCAAACCUUGUGUGUAUUUCUGGGAAGCAGUUAAUUCUUAAAACAUGCAUUGUAAAAAUAAAGCUGUUUGGUUUUUUCCA
Messenger RNA from Manacus vitellinus (golden-collared manakin), 472 nucleotides. RefSeq names its product methyltransferase like 23 (gene METTL23). The transcript is spliced from 3 exons. Lineage: Eukaryota; Metazoa; Chordata; Aves; Passeriformes; Pipridae. The coding region runs from base 1 to 351 and encodes 116 amino acids. The record is from RefSeq and is a predicted model, not a curated record.